CACAUGUUACCGGAAGGCACCAUUGAAUGAGAUGCAAUCACGAAAGCGCAUGAAAUGUUGAAGUGCACCAGGCAAGAUCAACACAUAAACGCAGAACACAAGGAUGAUGUAAGUUCAAAUCAGGACGAAGGGGGAGAGUUACCUGCAAUUGAGCCAAUACCAGUGGCACAGAAGAAGCGUAUUUGCGGAACAAGAACAGAACGUCCGAAGAAUGAGUUUGAGCAGAAAGGCAGCUUCUUCAAGCUGUUAGUAUAUCUUCAUUGGACAUGUAUACUGUUACUUGCAUAUGUUCGCGAAAUAUUAAGGAGAUGGGGACUCGAGGUUGACUAUGCUAAUAAAGAGCGGAAAGAACAAAGGGACUUCACUCCACUAUACUCUGAUUUCGAGUCUUUAUUUGAACGGUAUAUUUUUAUGACCGUACGAGACCUUUAUGAGAGGCCAAUUGUAACAGCACCAGGACCUACGGUGAAUCUCCUUGAUAGAACUUCCGAUGAUCACAACUGGACAUUCAAAUACACAGGAACCCAAACCAAUGUGAUUAACGUUGUUUCAUACAACUACCUCGGAUUCGCCAAUUCUAGUGGCCCUUGCGCUGAAGCUGCAAUGGCUAAAAUUGAAGAACAAGGAUUAGCGUUAUGUACGACCGUUCACGAAAGAGGUAAAUCUUCAACGCAACGUAGAUUGGAGAAACUCAUUGCUGAGUUUUUUGGUGUCGAUGAUGCAAUCGCAUUUAGCAUGGGGUUCGCAACAAAUUCGAUGAAUGUGCCUUGCUUGGUCGAUAGACAUUCGCUGAUAGUCUCCGAUCAACACAAUCAUGCUUCGCUUGUUCUUGGAUGUCGCUUAUCUGGUGCUAUGAUUGAAGUUUUCAAACACAAUGAUAUGGAAUCUCUCGAGAAAACCAUUCGUGACGCAAUAACCUAUGGGAAUCCAAAAACACAUCAACCUUACAAAAAGAUCCUAAUAGUAGUUGAAGGAAUGUACUCGAUGGAAGGAUCCAUAUGUAACUUACCUGCUAUUAUCGCUUUGAAGAGGAAAUACAAAGCUUACCUAUAUAUAGACGAAGCACACUCUGUUGGUUCUCUUGGAAGCACGGGCAGAGGAGUAGUUGAAUACUGGGGAUGUAACCCAAACGAUGUUGACAUACGCAUGGGAACAUUCACAAAAAGCUUCGGCGCUUCUGGUGGUUUCAUAGCUGGAACAAAGGAAGUUAUUGACCAUCUGCGUGUAAAUUCACCGACCGGCUUGUACUCGUCUCCAAUGUCGCCGCCGGUGGCGCAACAAGUAAUCACAUCAAUGAGUAUCAUUAUGGGAAAGGAGGGCACAGAUGACGGCGUUCGUCGUAUCAAACAACUUGCUCGAAACGCUCGCUAUUUCCGUCUACGAUUAAAGCAGAUGGGUUUCAUUGUUUACGGUAGCGAUGACAGUCCGAUUGUACCAGUGAUGCUCUACCAUCCAGAAUACGGAGUUUAUGGAAGAGAGAUGUUUGCAAGAGGAGUGGGAAUCGUUGUGAUAUCAUUCCCGGCAGUUCGAAUGACGGAGAUUCGCUGUCGCUUUUGUUUGUCAGCGGCACACACUAAAGAAAUGCUUGAUAAGGUACUCGAUGCGAUUAGCGAAGUUGGAGAUCUGACCGGCACGAAACUCUCGAGUAGAAGACAUCUGUACAAAAACGUAAAGAUCAAGUGGUGAAAAAGUACAUCAAAUAUCACGUUUAUGCGGGUCAAAAGCAUGAGCUAAAGUCAAACUUAUGCUACAAUUUCUCAGCUUUGACUCUGUACUUCCGUCUAAAUCAACACUGAUCAAAUGAAAACAAGCACAUACACAUUUC
Cylicocyclus nassatus is the source of this 1825-nucleotide messenger RNA. NCBI's taxonomy places the organism in Eukaryota, Metazoa, Nematoda, Chromadorea, Rhabditida, Strongylidae. The record is from the annotation of a GenBank genome assembly.